This is a messenger RNA of Rotaria socialis, 354 nucleotides long. NCBI's taxonomy places the organism in Eukaryota, Metazoa, Rotifera, Eurotatoria, Philodinida, Philodinidae. The record is from the annotation of a GenBank genome assembly.
AUGAAUGAAUUAACGCCCAUUGGAAUGAUUUAUGAUGAAGAAAUGUCCAAAACGUCUAUGAGUACGGCAGCGGUCGCCAUACUUCCAACAGUUCACGAGCUUUACAAAUCCAGGGAUUUGGCCGACAACAACAAUAUUCAAUCGAUGAGUGAUAAAGUGGUAGGUGGCUUUGAUGAGAUAAGAGAUGCUACUCGUUGUUUACCUGAUGCGCCGAUGGAAGAAUUACUUCAAUAUUUUGAGAAAAACUGGAUAACAAACAUUGAAUUGUGGAACUUAUUUGGACUUGAUAAUCGCACCAAUAACGCUUGUGAAGGUGGAGUAUAUAAUUUAGCAAUUUCAAAGAAAUCAUCCUAA